Molecule: messenger RNA, 345 nt
Organism: Rotaria socialis
Lineage: Eukaryota; Metazoa; Rotifera; Eurotatoria; Philodinida; Philodinidae
Source: the annotation of a GenBank genome assembly
AUGCAGUAUGAUUACAAAGCGAGGAAUACACUAUCCGAACUUUGUCGUGGUCGGUAUCUCGAUAAUGAAGAAGAAUUAAAUUUAAUCAAUGAAUUUGAGCAAAACUACAAAAGUCAAUCAGCUGUUUAUUGGUAUACUAGAGAUUACUUUCUAUAUAAGACGAUGAAUAUUGCACUGAGAACACAAGAUAUGGAGAUCAUUAUGACAAUGGGAUUUUUUAUUCGUGAUCUUCAUGAACAAUUUGUAGUCAUGCAUAAAAAACAAGUGGAUCAACAAAAGGAAGUAUUGAUUUUUCGUGGCCAAGAUGUUUUAUUAAAUGAAUUCGACAAUAUAAGAAAAAUAUAG